AGGCGCCGAGGUGCGCGCGGAGCGAGGUGGCCGCAGCGUCUCCGCGCGCGGCCCAAGCCCGGCAGGAGUGCGGAACCGCCGCCUCGGCCAUGCGGCUCCCGGCCGGGGGGCCUGGGCUGGGGCCCGCGCCGCCCCCCGCGCUCCGCCCCCGCUGAGCCUGAGCCCGACCCGGGGCGCCUCCCGCCAGGCACCAUGGUGCAGAAGUCGCGCAACGGCGGCGUAUACCCCGGCCCGAGCGGGGAGAAGAAGCUGAAGGUGGGCUUCGUGGGGCUGGACCCCGGCGCGCCCGACUCCACCCGGGACGGGGCGCUGCUGAUCGCCGGCUCCGAGGCCCCCAAGCGCGGCAGCAUCCUCAGCAAACCUCGCGCGGGCGGCGCGGGCGCCGGGAAGCCCCCCAAGCGCAACGCCUUCUACCGCAAGCUGCAGAAUUUCCUCUACAACGUGCUGGAGCGGCCGCGCGGCUGGGCGUUCAUCUACCACGCCUACGUGUUCCUCCUGGUUUUCUCCUGCCUCGUGCUGUCUGUGUUUUCCACCAUCAAGGAGUAUGAGAAGAGCUCGGAGGGGGCCCUCUACAUCCUGGAAAUCGUGACUAUCGUGGUGUUUGGCGUGGAGUACUUCGUGCGGAUCUGGGCCGCAGGCUGCUGCUGCCGGUACCGUGGCUGGAGGGGGCGGCUCAAGUUUGCCCGGAAACCGUUCUGUGUGAUUGACAUCAUGGUGCUCAUCGCCUCCAUUGCGGUGCUGGCCGCCGGCUCCCAGGGCAACGUCUUUGCCACAUCUGCGCUCCGGAGCCUGCGCUUCCUGCAGAUUCUGCGGAUGAUCCGCAUGGACCGGCGGGGAGGCACCUGGAAGCUGCUGGGCUCUGUGGUCUAUGCCCACAGCAAGGAGCUGGUCACUGCCUGGUACAUCGGCUUCCUUUGUCUCAUCCUGGCCUCGUUCCUGGUGUACUUGGCAGAGAAGGGGGAGAACGACCACUUUGACACCUACGCGGAUGCACUCUGGUGGGGCCUGAUCACGCUGACCACCAUUGGCUACGGGGACAAGUACCCCCAGACCUGGAACGGCAGGCUCCUUGCGGCAACCUUCACCCUCAUCGGUGUCUCCUUCUUCGCGCUGCCUGCAGGCAUCUUGGGGUCUGGGUUUGCCCUGAAGGUUCAGGAGCAGCACAGGCAGAAGCACUUUGAGAAGAGGCGGAACCCGGCAGCAGGCCUGAUCCAGUCGGCCUGGAGAUUCUACGCCACCAACCUCUCGCGCACAGACCUGCACUCCACGUGGCAGUACUACGAGCGAACGGUCACCGUGCCCAUGUACAGUUCGCAAACUCAAACCUACGGGGCCUCCAGACUUAUCCCCCCGCUGAACCAGCUGGAGCUGCUGAGGAACCUCAAGAGUAAAUCUGGACUCGCUUUCAGGAAGGACCCCCCGCCGGAGCCGUCUCCAAGCCAGAAGGUCAGUUUGAAAGAUCGUGUCUUCUCCAGCCCCCGAGGCGUGGCUGCCAAGGGGAAGGGGUCCCCGCAGGCCCAGACUGUGAGGCGGUCACCCAGCGCCGACCAGAGCCUCGAGGACAGCCCCAGCAAGGUGCCCAAGAGCUGGAGCUUCGGGGACCGCAGCCGGGCACGCCAGGCUUUCCGCAUCAAGGGUGCCGCGUCACGGCAGAACUCAGAAGAAGCAAGCCUCCCCGGAGAGGACAUUGUGGAUGACAAGAGCUGCCCCUGCGAGUUUGUGACCGAGGACCUGACCCCGGGCCUCAAAGUCAGCAUCAGAGCCGUGUGUGUCAUGCGGUUCCUGGUGUCCAAGCGGAAGUUCAAGGAGAGCCUGCGGCCCUACGACGUGAUGGACGUCAUCGAGCAGUACUCAGCCGGCCACCUGGACAUGCUGUCCCGAAUUAAGAGCCUGCAGUCCAGGAUAGAUAUGAUUGUGGGUCCCCCGCCCCCUUCAACUCCCCGGCACAAGAAGUACCCCACCAAAGGACCCACGGCCCCUCCGAGAGAGUCACCCCAGUACUCACCUAGAGUGGACCAGAUCGUGGGGCGGGGCCCAGCGAUCACGGACAAGGACCGCACCAAGGGCCCGGCCGAGGCGGAGCUGCCCGAGGACCCCAGCAUGAUGGGACGGCUCGGGAAGGUGGAGAAGCAGGUCUUGUCCAUGGAGAAGAAGCUGGACUUCCUGGUGAAUAUCUACAUGCAGCGGAUGGGCAUCCCCCCGACAGAGACCGAGGCCUACUUUGGGGCCAAAGAGCCGGAGCCGGCGCCGCCGUACCACAGCCCGGAAGACAGCCGGGAGCAUGUCGACAGGCACGGCUGCAUUGUCAAGAUCGUGCGCUCCAGCAGCUCCACGGGCCAGAAGAACUUCUCGGCGCCCCCGGCCGCGCCCCCUGUCCAGUGUCCGCCCUCCACCUCCUGGCAGCCACAGAGCCACCCGCGCCAGGGCCACGGCACCUCCCCCGUGGGGGACCACGGCUCCCUGGUGCGCAUCCCGCCGCCGCCUGCCCACGAGCGGUCGCUGUCCGCCUACGGCGGGGGCAACCGCGCCAGCAUGGAGUUCCUGCGGCAGGAGGACACCCCGGGCUGCAGGCCCCCCGAGGGGAACCUGCGGGACAGCGACACGUCCAUCUCCAUCCCGUCCGUGGACCACGAGGAGCUGGAGCGUUCCUUCAGCGGCUUCAGCAUCUCCCAGUCCAAGGAGAACCUGGAUGCUCUCAACAGCUGCUACGCGGCCGUGGCGCCUUGUGCCAAAGUCAGGCCCUACAUUGCGGAGGGAGAGUCAGACACCGACUCCGACCUCUGUACCCCGUGCGGGCCCCCGCCACGCUCGGCCACCGGCGAGGGUCCCUUUGGUGACGUGGGCUGGGCCGGGCCCAGGAAGUGAGGCGGCGCUGGGCCAGUGGACCCGCCCGCGGCCCUCCUCAGCACGGUGCCUCCGAGGUUUUGAGGCGGGAACCCUCUGGGGCCCUUUUCUUACAGUAACUGAGUGUGGCGGGAAGGGUGGGCCCUGGAGGGGCCCAUGUGGGCUGAAGGAUGGGGGCUCCUGGCAGUGACCUUUUACAAAAGUUAUUUUCCAACAGGGGCUGGAGGGCUGGGCAGGGCCCUGUGGCUCCAGGAGCAGCGUGCAGGAGCAAGGCUGCCCUGUCCACUCUGCUCAGGGCCGCGGCCGACAUCAGCCCGGUGUGAGGAGGGGCGGGAGUGAUGACGGGGUGUUGCCAGCGUGGCAACAGGCGGGGGGUUGUCUCAGCCGAGCCCAGGGGAGGCACAAAGGGCAGGCCUGUUCCCUGAGGACCUGCGCAAAGGGCGGGCCUGUUUGGUGAGGACCUGCGGCCUUGGGUCCCGGUGGGGUUUCCGGGCAGCUACAGGCGGGUGUGGCCGGCCGCUGUGCGUGGCCUCUGCCUUCACACCUGACCUGCCCGGCGGGCUUUCCUGUUCCCCACCUCAGGGGCGCCCAAAUACAGAGCUAUUGGUUGGCGUCUUCUCCCUGUACCUUCUGGGAUCUGAGGGCUCUUUCCAUGGAAGCCAGCCCCGAGGUGGAGACCUUCGCCUGCAGCCGAGGAGCGGGUGGGGCCUGGGAACCAAACUGGAGCCAGAGUGGACGUCCAGCCCUCUGGUCUUGGCCUCCAGAGGGAGGGCCUGGCUCACGGUGGGGCCAGGGAGCCGGCUCCAAAGGGUCUUCAAAAAGGGGGUCCUUGGGGGCUCCAGCUGCCUCGCCCUGGCCUUUCUGUGGGUGCGUGAGAGCCAGCAGCACCCCAGCCUUGGAGACCGGGGGGGCAGGACCCCAAGUCCUCCCCUCUCUCCUGACUGCCCUGGCCGGGUGCCGGCACUGCGAGACCCACCUGGUGAGCAGGCCUCACAGUUCUUAGCCAGGGCCCCACCUCGCCUGUGUCCCACCAGUGCCCCGACAGACCUGGGGCAGGGCUGGGCCAUGAUGCAGCGGGCCAGGAUAGCCUCCACCGUCAGCACAGGGCCGCCCUCCCCGCCUUUCCGGAGGAAACCACUCCCACCUCAGCCCAGCUGUGCGCCCUCCCUAGCUCUCCUGCCCCCUGGAGCUGAUGGCCCCUUCUCCACUGACCGAUUCCUUAGCGGGGCCUCUUGGGGUCUCGGGCCUCGGGUGCACCGUCCCAUGCCCGUCCUGUUGUGGGCACCGUGGCCCUUGGGGCAGGCGGCUCUAAUGCGGGAGCGAGUCCCUAGCUCCAGACUUAAGAACCAGACCCCGGGAGCAUCUGGCAUUUGGCGUGACGGCGUCGCAGGCGGGCCUGGGCUCCCUGGAGAGUGGCCUCCCUGGGAGUGAGCAGGGCUGGGGUCGUGGGCGCAAAUACUCCUGCAGAGCAAGUGCAGGGGAGUCCUGGGCCCGUUUCUCCUCCACCUGCGUUUUCAGUGCACUUGGCUUGGCUGGGAGGUCCUGAGGCCCUGAGGCCAGCAGGGGAACCAGUCCUGAGGGAGAGGACUUUGAAAGCAGCAUUUGAGGGUCGUACGCCCCUGGCUGGUGGGGGUCCUGGCGCUCAGGGUGUUCGGGGAGCCAUGUCUGGCGUCCAUUGUGGGGAGCUGCUGCCCUGGCCUCUCUGCCUACCCCCAGCCCGGCCAGGGCACUCCCAGGCCCUGUCGCCAUUGAGGUGCCUCCGCUGGGCUGUCUCCUCACCCCUCCCUGUGCUGGAGCCUGUCCCAAAAAGGUGCCAACUGGGAGGCCUCGGAAGCCACUGUCCAGGCUCCCACUGCCUGUCUGCUCUGUUCCCAAAGGCAGCGUGUGUGGCCUCGGGCCCUGCGGUGGCAUGAAGCAUCCCUUCUGGUGUGGGCAUCGCUACGUGUUUUGGGGGCAGCGUUUCACGGCGGUGCCCUUGCUGUCUCCCUUGGGCUGGCUCGAGCCUGGGGUCCAUGUCCCUUUGCCGUCCCGUCAUGGGGCAGGGAAUCCAUAGCGGGGCCCACAGGCAGGGGUAUGAGUGCGUCCCACCCAACGCAGCACCAGCCCCGGCCACCGCUCCCCGUGUCCCCAGUUCCGUCUCAGCUACCUGGACUCCAGGACCCUGGAGAAGGGAGACCUGGCAGUGGAGGGAGGCUGUGCUGUGUGUCCCCCUGCAGGUGUGACCCCGCCUGCUCUUUCCUCCCCCGCCAGGUGUGGCCCCGCCUGCUCUUUCCUCCCCCACCAGUAUGGCCCCACCUGCUCUUUCCUCCCCCCCCAAGGUGUGGCCCCACCUGUUCUUUCCUCCCCUGCCGAGGUGUGACCCCACCUGCUCUUUCCUCCCUCCCAGUAUGGCCCCACCUGCUCUUUCCUCCCCCGAGGUGAGGCCCCGCCUGCUCUUUCCUCCCAUGGGGCCGCUGAGGCAUGAGCACCUGGGCACAGGUUGGGGCUCUGCAGGAUGAGGAAGACAGGCCAAUCCCUUCCCUCCCAGAAGCUGGCCGCCCAGCAGGAGGGACUGAGGCCAGACUCAUGUCCAGCAAGGAACGUGUGGUGUGUCCCCUGGGAAGUCUCUGGGCCCUGGGAAGAGGGAAGGUGCACGUCCUGGGAUGGUUGCGGGGCCCUGUUUUGGGAGACAAAGGGGUAGAGGGUCUGUCUUGGGCCCCCCCAGACUCUAGCCUGAGCAGUGCAGCCACCUACUGCCCCACCUCAGAGAAGUGCAGCGGGAAGGAGGCUGGAGGUGGUGCGGCGCUGCCUCGGGUGUCUGCGUGAAUGAGCGUGGCCAAGGACCAGUGCCACCUCAUGGCAAAGAGCUCCCGCAGUGUUUGUUAGAGUGCACAUCCCUACGUGCCCACUGGCACACACACGUGCUCACAUACAUGUCCGCAUACAGGCGUACACAUGCACGCUUGCACACAUGCACACAGACCACAUAGCACACAUGUGCACUGACCACACCUGUAUAGACCAUGCACAGUACACAUACGUGCAUACACAUGCCUGCAUACAGGCAUACACAUGCACGCUUACAUGUACACGUGCACAGAUCACACACAUGCACACACGUGUAGCUCACACACAGUAUACACAUACACAAGUGCACAGACCACACACAGCACUAACACAUGCACACACAAAGUGCAUAGGCCACACAGCACAUGCACACAGGUGCACAGACCACACAGCACACACAAGUGCACAGAGCACACUGCACACAUGCACACACACACGCGUGCAUGCACACUCCUCGCACUUCCAGCCUUGGAGCCCUUCUGUCUCUGGUCUUUCUCUUUGACCCUGCUGAGUGUAAGCUGCCUGGGGAGGGGCUACAAGGAGUAAUUGUGGCUUUAGGGGUCGUGGUGAUGCUGGAAUGUCAAGCGCCGUCGUGGGGUAUCCGACUGUCCGGGCUCCUGGUCCGCAGUGGCAGAGCGCCAGGCAGAGCCCAAUCAGGGUCUCGUGCUGCCCUUCCCUCCCACAGCCUGGCAGCCAUCCAGAGGAGGGGCUCUACCAGAUGCCAAGGUGCCCCGGUGUCUGUAUGGGUGUCCGGUUGGGUCCUGUGUUUGGUCUGCCCUGGAGGUGCUGGGCCCUCCUGGGAUGGGUGGCUCAGCCUCGAAUCCCAGGCCCCAGCCCAGGCAGGUGCUGCUGCCUGUUGUGGUUUCCUGGCCCAGCUUCUCCUUCUCCCUCUGCAUAAAAUCACAGUCCGUGAGUCUUCCAGCUGCCACCACGGCUGGGACACGCUGGGGGAGGGCUCCUCCCAUGCCUCCUGCACACAGCCGUCUGAGCAGGGCAGGUGCCCAACACCCCCCACCGGAGGACACGCUGCCCCUCAGCGAUGCCCCUACCUUUUGGGGGGCCUCGUCUCAAGCCCCCCCUUGGAGGCUGAAAUCACCCCAGGCACUGUGAGGGCUUCUCCAGGGGGCACCCUUUGAGCUGUGGGUCUGAUCACCCCAAGUCCCGCCCGGAGGAGAGGCACAGCCAGGGCGUGUGGUUUAAUGUUUGCCCCCUUCGGGGCUGGAGGUCUCAGUGUUUCUAGAUUCCAGACCCUGCUGCCAGAGAGACCUGCUGCCGGAGAGAAGGGGAGGAGGACUCCAGCUGGGCUCGGUCCCCCACAGUCAGGGACCCCCAUAAAGGACACCCCCUUCUCUCUAGAAAGAGCUGGGCUCUCAGCUAUUUCUAGUUGCUUCCCAGAAGCCGAGGAGCAGAAGGAGCUGUGAGAGCUUUGCAGAAACGCCCUUGUCCCCGCCCUCCUGAGCUAUGAAUGCCGUACAGAGCAGAGGCUGGGGCAUUGGCAAGAUCACAGGUUGAUGCUGCACAGCCCCAUUGACACAAACCCUCAAAGCAGACGUGAGAGGGACGGUUCACAAAGCUCGGACCUGCCGUGGAGGGUGCCCGGCAGACGUGGCGUGAGAGGGACGGCUCACGAGGCUUGGACCUGCUGUGGAGGGUGCCCAGCAGACGUGGUGUGAGAGGAACGGCUCACGAGACUUGGACCUGGUGGAGGGUGCCCAGCAGACGUGGUGUGAGAGGGACGGCUCACAGGGCUUGGACCUGCCAUGGAGGGUGCCCGGCAGACGUGGUGUGAGAGGGAUGGUUCACAGGGCUUGGACCUGCCAUGGAGGGUGCCCGGCAGAUGUGGUGGGAGAGAGAUGGCUCAUGAGGCUUGGACCUGCCGUGGAGGGUGCCCAGCAGACGUGGUAUGAGAGGGAUGGCUCACGAGGCUUGGACCUGGUGGAGGGUGCCCGGCAGACGUGUGAGAGGGACGGUUCACAAGGCUUGGACCUGCCAUGGAGGGUGCCCAGCAGACGUGGUGUGAGAGGGACAGCUCACGAGGCUUGGACCUGCUGUGGAGGGUGCCCAGCAGGGGGCUGAGCUCUGAGGGGUGGGUGCUCAGUGCACGGGUGCCCCCAGUGUCCUCUGAUCCUGUCCGGUGCCUCCCCCAACCCCCACACCCAUGCAGAACUCCCAGGUCACAUGCACGUAUGUCCAGGGCAUGGGGGUGGCGUGAAGAGGCCUGGUCAGGGCCUUUAGGGGCUGCAGGACGGAAUGGCCGCCUGGGGAGCCUGUGUGGCUGUGCCGGGCAGCCAUCCUGCAUUCCCACCCAGCGCGCAGUCUCCACCUCGGCCCCAGCAAAGCGCUAAGCAGCCGGAGAGACAGCCAGGGCGGCUUCCUGAAGGAUGUGGGAUGGUGGACUCCGGGGUCGAGGGAAUACGCAGGUUCCUGUCCCUCCGGGAGACCUAGAGAAGCUGCACACCCAGGAGCUUUCCAUGACCCGGGAGCAUGAGUGAAUGGGGGUUCCAGUUUGCUGAACUUUGCCGUCUUGUAAGGGUGGGGGCUGACGGCCGACCCUGGGAGGAGGUGACAUCGCCGGGGGAGGUUGUGGGCAACGGUGGAGGAGGAGAGACGGGAGGGGACCAUUUGGGAUGGAGGGGCCUCUUCAGAGUUUUAAAAGGCGUUUGUGGGGUGGAGUUGAGUGUGCUCUGGGCUUGGACACUUGCCGUGGUGCCCCUGGCUGGCCGAGGAGACUGGCUCUGGCCAGGGGCCCCGUCCUGAGAGGUCCUCAGCGUCUGACUCUCGGCCAGGCGCCAGCAAGGAGGGGCCGGUCCCCGGGGCUACCAGGCAGGCACGUGCACAUCGCCAUCGCCACACGCCAACUCCGCCUGGGUUUUACAAAGUCGUUGCCUUAAUGCAUGUGGACAGGAACUCCCUGAGGUCGCCCCAUGCCCCCUGGCUGUGCCAGGUACGGACGCCCUGGACCCUGCGAACAGGUGGGGCGGGCGAGGGGCCCAAGGGACGGGCUCCAGAGACACGCGCAGGGCAGGAGGGGUCUCACGGAGGGGUCUCGCACUGAGGCGCCCAGAGCUGGUGGUCCCGCUGGACGCCAUCCCUCUGCCCGGGAUCCACACGGCCCACGUGUGCCCGCCAUGCCCGCGCCCCACGCCAUUGCAGUCUGCCAUCCUCUGGCCGUGACGGUGGCUGCAGCUUCCCCAUUUGCGCCGUUGCCUCUGGCUGUCUGCACUUUUGUUCAUGCUCCAAAGAACAUUUCAUAAUGCCUUCAGUACCGACGUACACUUCUGACCAUUUUGUAUGUGUCCUUGUGCCGUAGUGACCAGGCCUUUUUUUGGUGGAUGUGUUACCCCGCACACUUCAAUCUCAACUUUGUGCACCGUCCAUUUUCUAGGGAUAGACGCCCAGGGAAUGAACUCUAGUUUUCUAACAGAUUAGCUGAGAUAUUAACUUACUCACACGGACAGGUUGAUGCCAGAGCCGUAAGAAUGCGCCAGUGCGGGUUUGCGGGGGACUUCGGGUGUGGGGUCCUGCGGCCGCGAUGGCCGUGGAAGGUUCUGGGGAUCCCUGCUGCCACGGGGACGAGUUCGGACGCCAGGUGGACCUGUGCACUCAGUAAAACGCAGUGAUUCAACCUGGA
Molecule: messenger RNA, 9301 nt
Organism: Homo sapiens (human)
Lineage: Eukaryota; Metazoa; Chordata; Mammalia; Primates; Hominidae
Gene: KCNQ2
Product: potassium voltage-gated channel subfamily Q member 2
Exons: 17
Coding region: 193-2865 (890 amino acids)
Biological process (GO): monoatomic ion transport; potassium ion transport; transmembrane transport
Cellular component (GO): plasma membrane; membrane; voltage-gated potassium channel complex
Molecular function (GO): potassium channel activity; monoatomic ion channel activity; voltage-gated potassium channel activity
Source: RefSeq, marked reviewed